Phlebotomus argentipes is the source of this 330-nucleotide messenger RNA. It is a transcript of the gene Ccdc56, whose product is annotated as cytochrome c oxidase assembly factor 3, mitochondrial. Gene Ontology annotation, cellular component: mitochondrial inner membrane. Gene Ontology annotation, biological process: mitochondrial respiratory chain complex IV assembly. The transcript has a single exon. Lineage: Eukaryota; Metazoa; Arthropoda; Insecta; Diptera; Psychodidae. Bases 16 to 330 code for a protein of 104 amino acids. The record is from RefSeq and is a predicted model, not a curated record.
AUUGCGAGUACUGCAAUGAUAAUGGGAAUCACGCCAGCCGGGUUGCGGGCAGUCGUGACCAUAACCAUGUCUGGUGAGCAGCCAAAGGUGAAAUACUCCGACCCAAAGAGGCAACUGAGGCCGACCCAAGUGGAUUUUAUGCGAUUGAUUGAGCAGCAGAACCUCGAGAGAGUGCAGAAGUUGAAAAAGACACGCAAGAACAACCUCAUCACGGCACUGAGUCUCGGAGGCACGUGCAUUGCCAUCUACGCCUAUUCCAUGCUCGCUGUGAAGCAGGAGAAGUUCCUGGACGAUUUCGAGGAGCCAGCGAAGGUGCUGAAGGAGAACUAG